This is a messenger RNA of Artibeus jamaicensis (Jamaican fruit-eating bat), 7096 nucleotides long. It is a transcript of the gene WWC3, whose product is annotated as WWC family member 3. The transcript is spliced from 26 exons. The record is from RefSeq and is a predicted model, not a curated record. The coding region runs from base 322 to 4542 and encodes 1406 amino acids. Gene Ontology annotation, cellular component: cytoplasm. Lineage: Eukaryota; Metazoa; Chordata; Mammalia; Chiroptera; Phyllostomidae. Gene Ontology annotation, molecular function: kinase binding; molecular adaptor activity. Gene Ontology annotation, biological process: cell migration; regulation of DNA-templated transcription; negative regulation of organ growth.
GCCGAGGAACGAAGAUGGCCGGGCGCACCGCGGGAACUGAGGAGUCGCCGGCAGCAGCGGCAGCGGCAGCUUCGGGGUUGUGACUCUGCGCGCGGCAGCGAUCCGAGCGACCCAAGCGGAGCGGGCCGGCUGCGCAGACAGCGACGCGCCGGGCCAGCGAGCGGCGGGUGGGCGCCGGUACACCGGCGCCGGGCGGAGGAUGCACCGGGCGCGGCGGGCGGCUCCCCGCAGCCGCCCCCGCGCCUCGGGCGCCCGGCCUUAGUGCUGGCUGAGGAGGCGGCGCGCGCGGGGCGGCCGGGCGGCGGCGGGGCCCGCGCCGUCAUGCCGUGGUUGAGCGGCGGCCGCCGGCGGCGGCGGGUACAGACGCGAGAGGCCCCGCGGGAGCCGCCGUCGUCCGUGCAGUCCCCGCGGGAACCGCCGCAGCCCGCGACCCCCGCCGCGGUCCCCGUGCCCACUGCGCCCUCCGGGGCUCCGCUGCGGGCCCGGGAGAGCUCCGAGCUACCGCUGCCCGCCGGCUGGGAGGAGGCGCGCGACUACGACGGCCGCGUCUUUUACAUCGACCACAACACGCGCCAGACGUCGUGGAUCGACCCCCGAGACCGGAUAACAAAGCCACUAACCUUUGCUGAUUGUGUUGGAGAUGAACUUCCCUUAGGAUGGGAAACUGUAUAUGAUAAACAAAUUGGAAUUUAUUACAUGGACCACAUAAAUAAGCUGACCCAGAUUGAGGACCCCAGAGAACAGUGGAGGCGAGAGCAGGAACGGAUGUUGAAGGAAUAUUUAGUUGUAGCCCAGGAGGCUCUCAAUGCCAAGAAAGAAAUCUACCAAGUUAAGCAGCAGCGGUUCGAGCUGGCUCAGGAGGAGUACCAGCAGCUGCACAGAAUGUGCGAGGAUGACAGCCGCUCGUACGCCAGCUGUCAUCAGCAGGCCGCAGUGGAAUCAGAUGGUCAUCUGCUAGCCACUCCUUUAGCAAAUACUUAUCAAGUGCCCACUUUGUGCCCAGGCACUGCGGUACCGUGGCGCGUAAGAGACGACGGGCCCCUGCCCUCGUGGAGCUUACAUUCAGGUCUCCAAAGAGGCUCUCCAAUCAGUGUUUCCAAGGAUGGAACGGGAGAGAAGGACAUAUCAGGAAAACUUGAAAGGAAGUUUCUUGCCAGUGACGGAAAGGAAAAAUUGCCCAGGGAAGAUAUGGAAGAGGCAGCUUACAAGAACCGAUUGUGUUUUUGGAACACCUUGCCCUCCCAUUGUUCAAGUUAUCUGGAAUUAAAGACCGGUUCCUUCUCUGGAUAUUCAGCAAAUACAAAGUAUGACCCACACCAGAUUAAAGCAGAAAUAGCAAGUCGCCGGGAUAGGCUUUCCAGAUUGAAACGGGAGCUGACCCAGAUGAAGCAAGAACUGCAGUACAAAGAAAAGGGGGUGGAGACCCUGCAAGAGAUUGACCGUAAGAUGUCAAAUGCUCACACCAGCUACAAACUGGAUGAGGCCCAGGCUAUAAUGAAUGAGCUCCGGACCAUCAAAAAAGCCAUCUGUACAGGCGAGAAGGAGAGGCGGGACCUGAUGCAGAGCCUGGCCAAGCUCACUGACGGGUUCAGGAAUAACUUUUCUCUGACUGACCCACAAGAGCUCUCUCACCAUCAGGGCGCUCCUGGCGAGUCUCACCAGUUCUGCGAUGCUGGGUCUCAGACCGACAUCAUCGGAGAGUUUGUCUUCGAUGAUAAAACAAGACUGGUAGACCGAGUCAGGCUUAAUUGGCAGUAUGAGGAAGCCAAAAAGAGAGUCUCAAAUAUCCAGCAGCAACUGGCCCAGCUUGAUAACGAGUCCUGGCCAGGCAUGGCCGAAGCCGACAGGGACCGGCUGCAGCUCAUCAAGGAGAAGGAGGCCCUGCUUCAGGAGCUGCAGCUCAUCGUCCAGCAGAGGCGCCCGGCGGAAGAUGUGGCCCGGCUUGAGGAGGAGAGGAGGCGCCUGGAGGAGGAGGUCCAGCGUGCUCGCGCCACCUCUGUGCAGGGCGCCACGGAAAGGAUUCUACUUCAGGAAAAACGAAAUUGCCUGCUUAUGCAGCUGGAAGAGGCUACUCGCUUAACAUCCUAUCUCCAGUCCCAGUUAAAGAGCCUGUCUGCCAGCACCCUGACCAUGUCUUCGGGGAGCAGCCGUGGGUCCCUGGCCUCCAGCCGGGGCUCGCUGGCCUCCAGCCGGGGUUCCUUGAGUUCUGUUAGCUUCACCGACAUCUACGGCCUGCCACAGUACGAGAAACCUGAUGCUGAGUGCAGCCAGCUUUUGCGCUUUGAUCUGAUUCCCUUCGACACCCUGGGACGGGAUGCUCCCCUCGCAGAGCCCCCGGUUCCCUCCGGCUUCCAUAAGCAGAGGCGCUCCCUGGAUACACCACAGUCUCUGGCUUCCCUGUCCUCCCGUUCUUCCCUGUCCUCUCUGUCUCCCCCAAGCUCCCCUUUGGAUACACCCUUCCUCCCAGCCUCUCGUGACUCGCCCUUGGCCCCGCCGGGGGACAGUUUGGAGGUGCCAAGCCUGGGUGCCCCGGACAGACUGCGGACUCAGGCCUCUGCUGUAGGAGAGGAAGACUUGCAGGGCGCGGCGGCCCCUCCGCCGUAUGCAUUCCCUGCUGAUGGGGAAGGACCUCGUGAGCGGGCACCCCAAGUGGCUGCCAUUGCCACUGGUACAACAGUGACUCUUCGAGAAGACAGCGCCAAGAGGUUGGAGAGGAGAGCGCGCCGCAUUUCUGCCUGCCUGUCGGAUUACUCGCUGGCCACUGAUAGUGGGGUAUUUGAACCUCCAAGUAAAAGGAGUGAAGAUGCUGAUGAGCCUGCGCACGGAGACACUUGUGUUAUCGAAGGGCCCCAGAUCCACGUUGGGUUCUGGCAUGACACUGGCAACGAAUGUCUCCUCGUGAAUGUGCUCCAGCUGAAGAACUUUGCCAGGCUGCCUGUGAAGGAAGACUGCAAAAUACAUGUCCGUGUCUACUUGCCAUCGCUGGACUCUGCCACACCAGACACUUACUGCUCCAAGUCUGUGGAAUUCCAGCCCCCCCUGGUAUUUAAUGAUGUUUUCAGAAUCCCUGUGCAUUCAAACACGUUGAAGUCCCUUCAACUAUAUGUGUGUUCAGUGAAUCCGCAGCUGCAGGAAGAACUGCUGGGCAUUGCUCAAAUUAACUUGGCCGACUGUAACAGCCUGAGUGAAAUGCAGCUGCACUGGUACCCAGUCCAGGUGUUCACCAUCCCUGAGCUGCCCAGGACAAGGGAAAAUUCCCGGGCUGAAAAAAGUGGGGCCCGGGACCCUGUGCACACCGCCGCCGCCACCUCUGCUGCCGCCACCGCCUCUGCUGCCGCCACCGCUGCCUCCUCUGCCGCCGCUGCCACCACCGCCGCCGCCGCUGCUGCUGCCACUGCCGCCGCUGCUGCCACUGUCCCUGCUGCCGCUGCUGCCCCUGCCACUGCUGCCACAGCCACUGCUGCCACAGCCACAGCCGCAGCAGCAGCCACCACUGCAGCAGCCACGACUGCAGCAGCCGCCGCCAUUGCCACUGGGAAGACGGAUGCGGUGACGGUGCUGCUGGCUAGAACCACAGCCCAGCUGCAGGCAGUGGAGAGAGAGCUGGCUGAGGAGCGUGUGAAGCUGGAGUACACGGAGGAGGAGAUCCUGGAGAUGGAACGGAAGGAGGAGCAGGUGGAGGCCGUGUCUGAGCGGAGCUGGCAGGCCGACUCGGUGGACAGCGGCUGUAGCAGCUGCACCCAGACCAGCCCCCCGCACCCAGAGCCCUGCUGCACCACUGUGGACUCCACCCACGGACAGCCGUUUGCAGGACAGGCAGAUGCUUAUGGCCCUCAGAAACCUCAGCCCCCUCUGCUAAAGGUUGAUAAGGAAACCAACACCGAAGACCUCUUCCCAGAAGAAGUAGCCAGUCUUCCGAAGGAGCGGGCCAGCCGCAGGGUCCGUGGGUCACCUUUUGUCCGCAGUAGCACCAUUGUCCGUUCCCAGACUUUCUCACCUGGGGCGCGAAGCCAGUAUGUUUGCAGACUCUAUCGUAGUGACAGUGACAGUUCAACACUGCCCCGGAAGUCUCCCUUUGUCCGAAACACUUUGGAAAGACGAACCCUUCGCUAUAAGCAGUCCUGUAGGUCAUCCCUGGCUGAACUCAUGGCCCGCACCUCCCUGGACCUGGAGCUGGACCUCCAGGCGUCAAGAACUCGGCAGAGGCAGCUGAACGAGGAGAUCUGCACCCUCCGGGAGCUGAGGCAGCGCUUGGAAGAUGCCCAGCUCCGAGGCCAGACCGACCUCCCACUCUGGGUGCUGCGUGAUGAGCGAUUCCGGAGUCUGCUGAAGGAAGCAGAGAGGCAGACAAGACAGACCAAACUUGACUUCCAUCAAGAACAGGCAGCUGAGAAGAUGCUGAAGAAGGCCUCCAAAGGGGUCUGCCAGCUGCGUGGGCAGAACCACAAAGAGCCCAUCCAAGUGCAGACGUUCAGGGAGAAGAUAGCAUUUUUUACAAGACCAAGGAUUAAUGUACCUCCUCUGCCCGCCGAUGAUGUUUGAUGUAGUGCUUUGUACACAUGAAGUAUUUAUCUUCCUGUCUUGUUUUCAUGAAGUUCUUAGACUAGCUAAAUUUGUCUUUAAAAUAUUUGUGCAAAGCUAUUAAUAUACACAUUUUGUAAAAAAACACAUAUCUAUACAUAUAUAUUUUAUAAUAGUGACGGCAACAGGGCUUGGUUUUUCCUUGUUGUGAAAUUGACAUCUCUGAAGACAAGUUAUUUUAUAAAAGAUCAACUAUCAUGUUAAGAGUGUACAGUUUUUACGCUGUUUUAUUUGACUUAAAGGCUGGAAGACAGAAACGAAGUGAGUUCAGGCAAAUUCACUGUAUUGUAAUUUAUUUAUAGUACUUUUUUUUUUUCCUUGAAGGAAAAUACUGACUUUUAAGAUGUAUUUUAAGACUGAAAUUUUGUUCUUCAGUAUUUGUCAUGCAGUAGAAUGGAACUUUGGGGCCGGUUUUGUUUCUGACACGGAAAUGCAAACACUUUGUGCUACAUUCGUUACUCUUACCAGCUUCUCAUGUGUGCCUUUAUCAUGUACAUUGUCCACUGUCACACUCGUGUUCUGUUAAGAUCCUGCCUGGGGGCUCAGUCGUAGUUCACACGUGUGUGUGUGUGUGUGCAUCGCAGAGCUCUGUCUCCCACGGUGACUGCGCGCCGAGAGCCCCUCAUUUCUGUGUUGUGUCAGCAUGCACAGCUCUGUGCCCCCUCCGAGCUUCCCCACAGAGCCCCCGGUGCCCUGACUGGGUCCUGCCCGUUCACGGCAGCUGUCCACCCUGCCCUGUACCGGACCCAGCCACCCGCCCUUCCUGUGCGCCCCAUCCGACUGUGACCGACCAGGAAGGCGGUGCCGGGGCUCCCGUUCUACUGCUCUGUCAUGAAGGAAAGUGAAAGGGACCUAGGAACGCGCCCUCGCAUCAGUCAGUGAACCUGCUGAUGUAGACAGCGGUUCUGCCAUAGACAUGAUGACCUCUGAAGGCGCUUUUCUGUGGAAGGAAGCGCACGCGGGUAACUGCAGUUACCCAGCAAAGUCACUUAACAGGAGAGUGUUUGAUUCAUUUGAUUUAAAUCAUAAUCCUUCUCCCCGGUACUGGAAUGUACCUAAUAUUUCUUAACAAAUCUUAGAAGUAGUUCAUGAAAAAAAGUUUUAUGUAAUUAAGAAAAUACCAUUAUUCUCUUGAAAUGCCAAAUGAUAUACCUAUUUUGCCUCAUACAUAUUUAUUGUAUACGGAAUGCACUCUCCUUUCUGAGGCCUCGGAGAAGGAAGCGAGGUGGUCACAUAAAAUAGAAAAGAGAGCUUCCUCGUCCUAGAUUUCUCUGCCCCUCCCUUGGAAAUGCCACCUUUUAAUCAACGUCUCUCUUCCCAUUAGUCUGUAAUUGUCCCCCUUGUAUAAUCCACCUUCCUUUUUGCAUUUAUUAAAAGUGAAUUUUGUAAAAGCAUUUCAUUGACACGCGACCUGUCACGGGCAAUGGACUUUGUCAGUGGUGGUUAAGACCGAAACCUCUAUGCUUUUCACAGUUGUUGUCUUUUGCUAUGUAUUUCUGCCUUGAGUCUUGCUGGAUUUUUGUUUUGUUUUUUUUGGGCCAACUUCUCUGUGAACAUACCCACAACAGAGAGAGAGACACGCAGAGCCCUGUGGUCCUGUGGCGGACAGCAUCGCUGAGCAUGUGAGGACGACGUGAGGACGACGGCAGGCCUUCUCUGUGCCCCAGCUGGGAAACUUGAGCCAACAACAGUCUGCCGCCGGACUGGGGUGGGGGCAGCAAGUCGCCCACGCCUUGCCUGGGCUGCACAGCUCCUCCCCUGGGAGAGUCCCCCGGCCGCAUGGACUGGCCGUUUCUUUUCAGCAGCCGCCACAUGGAGCUGCCUCUCAGUGGGUCUGUGGGUUGAAGCCCCUUUUCUGCCAACCCCCAUUAAGUGGCACUGUGGGGGAAACCUGCCGUGCUCAUGCAUAAAGCAAGGGUUUCCAAUAAAUGCCACUGCUCAGCGUGCACAGAUUUACGGUCAGAGUGCCUCCCCACCUGAGGGUUUUAAAAAGAAACCCGGAAGCCAACGUGAGCCUGCGUUGCUAUCUUUGCGAGGCAAUCUUGUGCUGGCCCUCCCCGAUCCCCUACUGUCCUGUCCCGAAAGGGCACAAAGCCAGUGACAGCUGGGGUGGUCACACAGGAGGACUUGAGCACCUGAGUGGCUUCUCACUCAUGACUCGAUUUUGUAGCUUUUGAGUAGUUAAGACUGCCACCCCGCCCAAGCUGAACACCCACGCGGCAGAAAGUGAAGCCCUGUCGUCUUAAGGGGUAGUUUCAUCUUCUGUUGAGCUUUGCCUAUGUUAUGCCUUGUGAUGAGCAGCACUCUGCCGUGUUUGUCGGCAGUCGUAGUCCAGAGAUGGGGAAAAGGGAAUUUGAUCUUCACUUCAUUGAUCAUUGAAUUGUCACCGCUGUAAUCAGUAACCUGUUGUGGGAAUAAGUUCUAAUCAGUAGUCAUCUCUGUUCUAAUUGUGUCAUUUGUAUUGCUUGAAAUGAUUUCUUCUAUAAAAUUAAACUAAUCUUCCUUAAGCGCAAAA